GGGGAUAAUGUUAUCGAGUGAUUAUUCUGACUGAGAUGUUUUACUUGGUUUCUGCUUCUUGAUCAUUUGAUGUUUAAGUAAAAUGAGGCACAGGGUUGUUGCUGAGUCGUGUGGGAACAGCAUUGUGAUUUGCUGGCCUAAUUAAAAAUGAUAAAGGAUUAAAGGAAAAGAUGAACCUGGACUGAAGGGUAUAGACCCGGGACACAUACCUGGGGCAGGAAAAAGAAGUGGAAGAGACGACUUUUUUUUUUGUAAGAGAAAAUCUGGUGGAGAUAAACGAAUGUCCCCUCAUCACCAAAGGAAAGUUCUUCGGAUUUUCAUUCCAGAAAUCUUGUUUUCAGGAUGUCAGUGAACAUUUCCACUGCAGGAAAAGGUGUGGAUCCAAACACAGUUGAUACUUAUGACAGUGGUGAUGAUUGGGAAAUUGGGGUUGGGAAUUUAAUAAUAGAUUUGGAUGCUGAUUUGGAGAAGGACAGACAGAAAUUAGAGAUGAAUAAUUCCAGUAACAGCACUAGCAGCAACAGCUCCAAGGAUUGUGGGAGUUUGGCUUCCAGUGGGGCUAAUGCUACCACCGUCUUAGCUGAUGGCCUAAAAUUUGCUUCUGUUCAGCCCUCUGCUCCCCAGGGGAAUUCACACAAAGAGACCAGCAAAUCAAAAGUGAAAAGGAGUAAAACUUCUAAGGAUGCUAAUAAAUCUCUGCCUUCUGCUGCCUUGUAUGGGAUUCCUGAGAUCAGCAGUGCUGGUAAGAGGCAGGAAGUCCAAGGGCGCCCUGGAGAGGCAACUGGCAUGAAUUCAGCACUGGGUCAAUGUGUGAGCAGCAGCAGCUGUGGCAACCCAAACAGCAAUAAUACCAAUACCAGCACCAGCACCACUAUUGCUGCCACAGGGGCAGCCUCUUGUGGGAAAAAUAAAGAGGAGAAAACAGGUAAAAAUCAGAGCAGUAGAGGCUCCAAGAGGGAUAAAGAUACAGGGAAAUCCAGGAAAGACAAACAUGACCUGCUUCAGGGCCAUUCCAAUGGCAGUGGUGGCCAAGUCCCCUCUGGGGGGCACCUGUAUGGUUUUGGGGCCAAGGGCAAUGAUGGCGGGAGUCCCUACCAUUGUGGGGAUGCUGGGAGUGUUACCUCCUCCCCUGGAGGGGAAGUUAGCAAAAAUGCUCCGGAUUCAGGGCUCUUGGGGAACUCUAUUUUGGUAAAGAAAGAAGAAGAGGAUGAGCAGAACCACAGGCGAAUCAAGAAACUGAAAACAGAGAAGGUAGGACAAGUCACCUUCUUAGAUAUUCACCUUGUGUACCUCAUUGUUUAUUUUUAUCUGGGUGCCUUUACCUAUGUAUACCAUAAACAUGGUUUGCUUUCUGGUCUUAGUGGCAUUUAUAUUGUAUCACCAUUAUUAUUUAAUAUCCGAGUGAAUUAUUUAGAUCUGUACAACUAAUGGUGUUCUUGUAGCUGUUGUGGUGGCAGCAGUGAUCACUUCAUAGAUGGAAGUUUAUGUGUGAGUGUGUUUAUAUAUGAGA
Molecule: messenger RNA, 1510 nt
Organism: Gracilinanus agilis (Agile Gracile Mouse Opossum)
Lineage: Eukaryota; Metazoa; Chordata; Mammalia; Didelphimorphia; Didelphidae
Product: zinc finger protein 608-like
Exons: 2
Coding region: 343-1428 (361 amino acids)
Biological process (GO): regulation of transcription by RNA polymerase II
Cellular component (GO): nucleus
Source: RefSeq, a predicted model, not a curated record